Molecule: messenger RNA, 1440 nt
Organism: Habropoda laboriosa
Lineage: Eukaryota; Metazoa; Arthropoda; Insecta; Hymenoptera; Apidae
Product: ovarian-specific serine/threonine-protein kinase Lok-like
Exons: 7
Coding region: 1-1440 (479 amino acids)
Biological process (GO): protein phosphorylation; mitotic DNA damage checkpoint signaling
Cellular component (GO): nucleus; cytoplasm
Molecular function (GO): ATP binding; protein binding; protein serine/threonine kinase activity
Source: RefSeq, a predicted model, not a curated record
AUGAAUGAAGAACAAAUUGCUUUAACAUUACCUGACACGCAAAAUGCAGAUUCGAUAUGUUUGACUCAAUCACAAGAAUUAUUACAAGAGAAAACUACGAUAAUAUGGGGAAGAUUGUGCCCUAUUAUGUAUCCUUUUAAAACAAUGGGAAUGACCAAAAAUAUUUAUACACUUGGUCGUUUAGAAAAUUGUGACAUUCGUGUAACUAAAAAUGAAUUGAAACCAAAGUGGCUUAGUGUAAUGAGUAAAUUACAUUUCAAAAUAACCAGAGAAUUUAUUGAUGGCAAUACUAAUGAUGCUGUCGUAUAUUUAGAGGAUUUAAGUCAAAAUGGAACUUUUGUUAAUAAAAAAAAAGUUGGCCGUGGAAAUAAAGUAGUACUUGAAAGUAAUGAUGUAAUAUCCUUAGUACAGCCUCAUGUUGCAAUUUAUAUAUUUAUGAGCACAACAGCAUUUGAAAGCAAUGAUUUACCUCCAAAACUCAAAAAUAAAUAUGCAGUAUCACGUAAAUUAGGAUCUGGAGCUUGUGGUGAAGUGAAAAUGGUUUUUACUAAAGUUGGUUGUAAAAAAUUUGCUAUGAAAACUAUUAUGAAAAUAGGUAGUACAACAAAUGGACAAAAGCACCCGUUAAAUGAUCCUGAAAAAAUUAUGAAUGAAGUUAAAAUAUUAAAAGCCCUGAAGCAUCCUUGUAUAAUUCGAAUGGAAGAAAUUGUAGAUACGCCAAAAGCUGUAUACAUAGUUUUAGAAUUAAUGGAAGGUGGUGAACUCUUUGAAAGGAUAAAGAGUAGAGGACGAUUGUUAGAAAAACAUGCAAAAUUAAUCUUUUAUCAAGUUGUAUUAGCUGUUAGUUAUCUUCAUGAUUGUGGUAUAACUCAUAGGGAUUUGAAGCCAGAAAACAUAUUACUAGCUAGUACUUCAGAUGUUACAUUAGCAAAAGUAUCAGAUUUUGGUUUAUCAAAAUUAGUUGAUGCACAGACUAUGAUGAAAACCUUUUGUGGGACCCCUAUGUAUGUUGCACCUGAAAUAUUAUUUAAUAUCGGACGUGGUUCUUAUACAAAUCAAGUUGAUGUGUGGAGUUUAGGAGUAAUAUUGUAUGUUUGUUUAAGUGGUUCAGUUCCCUUUAAUUGCCAUGACAAAAAUAGUAUGCAAGAACAAAUAAAGAAAGGAUGUUAUAGCUUUCCUCCUUCAAAAUUUGGACUCAUUACAAAAAAAGCCAUAAAUUUGAUUUCGUCGAUGAUGACGGUUAAUCCGAAAAGGCGAAUUACAAUAAAACAAGUUCUGUUACAUCCCUGGUUGCAAGACCGCGAACUACGAGAUACUGUUGACACCUUAUUAUCAAACAAAAAUAAUGAAAAUGUAGCACCCCCCAGUAUUUCCAAUAAUAUCCAGUACAAAAAUGAACAAUACCAAAAUACAAAAAAAAGGGCAAGGUUAGAGUUGUAG